Molecule: messenger RNA, 1392 nt
Organism: Aphis gossypii (cotton aphid)
Lineage: Eukaryota; Metazoa; Arthropoda; Insecta; Hemiptera; Aphididae
Product: tigger transposable element-derived protein 4-like
Exons: 4
Coding region: 1-1392 (463 amino acids)
Cellular component (GO): nucleus
Molecular function (GO): DNA binding
Source: RefSeq, a predicted model, not a curated record
AUGUCAAAUAAACGGUCAUUGAAGUGCUUAAAUGUUGGUGACAAAUUAAAAAUUAUAAAAGAAGUUGAAAAAGGUGUGAAAAGAAAAAAAGAUAUUGCGGCAGAUUUCAACAUUCCUGCUAACACGUUGUCAUCAAUUUUGAAAAAUAAAGAUAAAAUUGUAAAAAAUAUUGAAGAUUCUUCGUGUUCACCUCAAAGAAAGAAAUUGAAAGUUUCAAAUUUUCCUCAGAUUGAAGAUGCAAUGUUAAAGUGGAUACAUAAAGCAAGAGAUCAUAACCUUCCUGUGUCAGGGCCCCUGAUUCAAGAAAAAGCAAAAGAGUUUGCUCAAGAACUUGGACUUGAAUUUCACGGUAGUUCAGGUUGGUUACAUAAGUUUAAAAUGCGAAAUGGAAUUAUUUCAAAAAUAAUAUCAGGAGAAAGUGCUGCAGUAUCGGAGACCGAUUGUAACGAUUACGUGACCAACAUUUUACCAGGGUUAAUUCAAAAUUAUAGCGAGCAAGAUAUUUUUAACUUUGACGAACUCGGUCUUUUUUUUAAAUGUUUACCAGACAGAACUUUAACGUUUAAAGGUAAGCCAUGCCAUGGUGGAAAAAAAUCUAAAGAAAGAAUCACAGUUUUAUUAGGUGCUAAUAUGGCUGGCACAGAAAAAAGUAAACUUUUAGUCAUUGGUAAAUAUCAAAAACCUAGAUGUUUUAAAAACGUGAAAUCAUUACCUGUGCAAUAUGAGUUUAAUAAAAAAGCAUGGAUGACCUCUCAAAUUUAUGAAGCUUUCUUACAUAAAAUGGAUAAAAAAUUUCUGCAACCAAUGGAUCAGGGUGUAAUUAAAAAUUUAAAGCAUCAUUACCGUAAAAAAAUAAUGCAAAGACAUUUACGUAAACUUGAAUUAAAUGAAGCCAUCACAGACGUAAAUUUAUUAGAUUGUAUACAUAUGCUCUACAGUUCUUGGGAAGCUGUUUCUACGUCUACGAUUUCCAACUGUUUUCGUAAAGCAGGAUUCAGAAAACCAGAAUUUAAUAAAGAAGGAGACGUAGUAGAAGAAGUAUUUGAAGACAUUCCCGAAGAAUGGCUUGAAUAUCAAAGAAAACACUCCGAUAUCAAUAUUUCAUACCAAGAAUUUUUGGAUAUUGAUUCUACUUUGAGCACAUCAGAAAGUUUAACCGAUGCGGAAAUUUUUAAAACAUCUGAUAUUCUCAAUGAGCCAGAGACAGAUUCUGCCGAUGAAGCAAUCGACGAGGAAGAAAUUGCUGUUGUUAAACCUUUCAUACGUGGUGCCCAAGCUGAAAACUAUGUACAUGAACUUCGAAGAUACGUCCAAAAACAGUCAGGAGUUUCUGACAAAAUUUUUUCUGCACUUAAUAUUUUAGACAAAAAAACUAUAGACUUAUCAUGGUAA